Messenger RNA from Prinia subflava (tawny-flanked prinia), 1693 nucleotides. It is a transcript of the gene SLC39A11, whose product is annotated as solute carrier family 39 member 11. Gene Ontology annotation, molecular function: zinc ion transmembrane transporter activity. Gene Ontology annotation, cellular component: membrane. Gene Ontology annotation, biological process: zinc ion transmembrane transport. Lineage: Eukaryota; Metazoa; Chordata; Aves; Passeriformes; Cisticolidae. The record is from RefSeq and is a predicted model, not a curated record.
AGCCCGCAGACACGUGUGCGCACCCGGAAGCGGCGGCGGGGCCGGCCCGGGCUCGGCGGGACCGCGGGGUUGGGCCCCGGCGCCGCUCCCGGUGCGCGGCUGGGGCGGCUCUGGGACCGGGCAGGGCCUCCAGGGCAGCAUGAUCGCGGGGCUGCGCCCGGUGCUGCAGGCGGGGCUGGGCACGGCGCUCACCUGGGCGCUGACGGCGGCGGGCUCGGCGCUGGUGUUCGUGUUCUCCAGCGGGCAGAGGCGGAUCCUCGAUGGGAGCCUGGGCUUUGCCGCAGGGGUCAUGCUGGCAGCGUCCUACUGGUCCCUGCUGGCCCCAGCCAUCGAGAUGGCCGAGGAGUCCGGAGCCUUCGGAGCCUUCUCCUUCUUCCCGGUGGCCGCGGGCUUUGCCCUGGGAGCAGCCUUUGUCUACGGGGCUGACCUGCUCCUCCCCGAGCUGGGGUUCCCUGGCCCUGUCCUGGCCCCGGGCUGCGAGCAGCGAGUGAAGGAGAAGCAGGAUUGGGACCUCGGGAGCACCCACAGCGAGCUGGCCAUCAGGAUAGGUAGAGCUGGGCUGCAGCCAGACAAGGCUGAGAACGGGGAGCCCUUCCAGCCCUACCAGCGGCGGCGGGGAGCGGGGCCGCCGGUGCCCGAGAGCCCGCCCGCGCCCCGGGCCGGGCCCGGCGGCGCCGGGAGCAGCAGCUGGAGGAGGAUCGCGCUGCUGAUCCUGGCCAUCACCAUCCACAACAUCCCAGAGGGCCUGGCAGUGGGAGUUGGAUUCGGGGCCAUCGGAAAAUCGGCGUCUGCCACGUUCCAAAGUGCCAGGAACUUAGCCAUUGGGAUUGUGAUCCAGAACUUCCCGGAGGGCCUGGCUGUCAGCCUGCCCCUGCGCGGCGCGGGCUUCUCCCCGUGGAAAGCCUUCUGGUACGGGCAGCUGAGCGGGAUGGUGGAGCCGCUGGCGGGCGUGGCGGGCGCCGUGGCCGUGGCGCUGGCAGAGCCGCUGCUGCCGUACGCGCUGGCCUUCGCCGCCGGCGCCAUGGUCUACGUGGUGAUGGACGACAUCGUCCCCGAGGCACACACCAGCGGCAAUGGGAAGCUGGCGUCCUGCACCUCCAUCCUGGGCUUCGUGGUGAUGAUGUCCCUGGACGUGGGGCUGGGCUAGGGCAGGGCUGCACGCCCAGGACAAGACCUCAGAGCCCCGUGAGUGACGGGGUCGGGAGCGCCGGCCCGGGACUGCAGCUGUACAUAGAAUUUCGGGAUCUGGUUUGGUGUUGAUUUCCUCUGAUUUUGUAUCUCCCCCUCCCCUCCGGGUCCCUGGCGAGGGUUUCCAAGCACAAACACGGGCGGGUCCUCCCAGAUCCCGGUUGGGGUUUCCUCUGGGAAGCUGGAAUGGUGCUGGGCUGCUUUCUCCAAGGAAAGGCACCGGGAUUCUGCUCCCCUCGGCUCUGCCGGAGGUUGGGAAUUCCCUGCCCCGUGUGGGGGCUGCUCUGGGGUCCGGCCCUGGGGCACUGAGGUGCAGUAACUCCUCAGGGAGUCUGGAAUCCCACCCUGUUUCGGGAGGGCGGGCGGAAGGCACUGGGACUGUGCUGAGCUGUGGGAUCGCAGGUCCUCCACAUCCUGCAGCUCCUCGGAAAUGCUGAGGGAGCUGCUUUGGGUGGAUGGAGAUAAUCCAGGCAAAUAAAGAUCAAUUUUCUUGGGAUCUCUGCAA